AUGUCUUCGGCGCUUAACAAGACGCGCAGAAAGAAGAAUGUCAAGAAGGGAAUCCAGUUCUGCCUGAUGGUUUGCGGUGCCUCAGGUACUGGCCGGACAACCUUCGUCAACACGCUUUGCGGCAAGCAGGUGCUUGGACACAAGGAGGUGGAUGACCCUACAACUGCCCACGUUGAGGAGGGCGUCAAGAUCAAGCCCAUCACUGUCGAACUCGAUGAGGAAGGUACCCGCAUCUCGCUCACAAUCGUCGACACGCCCGGAUUUGGAGACCAGAUUGACAACGAGGCCAGUUUCUCAGAGAUCGUCGGAUACCUUGAGCGACAGUACGAUGGCAUUCUUGCCGAAGAGUCGCGUAUCAAGCGUAACCCACGCUUCCGUGACGACCGUGUACACGUACUGCUGUACUUCAUCACGCCUACUGGCCAUGGUCUGCGCGAACUCGACAUUGAGCUCAUGAAGCGCCUUUCCCCCCGCUGCAACGUCAUUCCCGUGAUCGGUAAGGCCGACUCACUCACACCCGCUGAGCUCGCCGAGUCGAAAAAGCUCGUCAUGGAGGACAUUGAGCACUACCGCAUCCCUGUAUACAACUUCCCUUACGAUGUUGAAGAAGACGACGAAGACACGGUUGAGGAGAACGCCGAGCUCCGUGGCUUGAUGCCCUUUGCUAUUGUUGGAUCCGAGGACAUUGUCGAGGUGAACGGUCGACGGGUGCGAGCACGACAGUACCCCUGGGGUAUCGUAGAGGUCGACAACCCCCGCCACUCGGACUUCCUUGCCGUGCGAAGCGCGCUUCUGCACAGCCAUCUUGCUGACCUCAAGGAAAUCACGCACGACUUCUUGUACGAGAACUACCGUACCGAGAAGCUUAGCAAGAGUGUUGAGGGUGGUGCUGCUUCGAACGAUUCGUCGAUGAACCCCGAGGACCUUGCCAGCCAGUCAGUGCGUCUGAAGGAGGAGCAACUGCGCCGUGAAGAAGAGAAGCUGCGCGAGAUUGAAGUCAAGGUACAACGCGAAAUCAACGAGAAGCGACAGGAGCUCCUGGCACGCGAGAGCCAACUGAAGGAGAUUGAGGCGCGCAUGCACCGGGAACAGAGUGGUAUGGCGCAUGACGACGCGGACGAUGCUUAA
Messenger RNA from Bipolaris zeicola 26-R-13, 1128 nucleotides. RefSeq lists its product as uncharacterized. NCBI's taxonomy places the organism in Eukaryota, Fungi, Ascomycota, Dothideomycetes, Pleosporales, Pleosporaceae. The coding region runs from base 1 to 1128 and encodes 375 amino acids. The record is from RefSeq and is a predicted model, not a curated record. Gene Ontology annotation, molecular function: GTPase activity; GTP binding; molecular adaptor activity. Gene Ontology annotation, biological process: cytoskeleton-dependent cytokinesis. Gene Ontology annotation, cellular component: microtubule cytoskeleton; septin complex; cell division site. The transcript has 6 exons.